GCGUCUGAUAAAAACGGUGUAGACUGGUGUGCUUGUGCACGGUGUCUUGAACACAGAACAGCACAUUUCCCGUUAUCUCUGAUUGCAUCUCUAGACUCUACGUUAUCGAAGCGUGUCUAGUACUGUCUAGGUACAUUCUCAGUGACGAGACAUAAUGUCUGACAAUAUUGUGAAACUGAAAGCACUAGGAAUUGGAGAGGCAGAGUCAGCAUGGAUGAGAGAAAGCUUUUAUUCGGAUCCCAAGAACAGGUUGGCACAGAAUGCCUGUGUAAAACAAGACUUCCUAGAGGUGUGCUUGGACCGCACCGUGACAGAGAAAAUGACCCAUAGAUUUAACACAAAGAUAGACCCAGAAGGGAAGCCGAUGACCAACCAAAAGAACAGCGGCCGUUGCUGGAUCUUUGCUUUGCUCAACAUCAUCCGCACACCGUUCAUGAAAAAGUUUAACUUAGAGGAAUUUGAAUUUAGCCAGUCAUAUUUGUUCUUUUGUGACAAGAUCGAAAGAGCUAAUUACUACCUGGACGCAUGGGUGGAGAUGGCAAAGAAAGGAGAGGCGGUCGACGGGCGACUGAUGCACCACCUACUACAGAACCCAAGUGAUGAUGGCGGCCAGUGGGACAUGCUCGUAAAUCUCGUGAACAAAUACGGUCUGAUGCCACGGCAGUGCUUCCCCGAAACGUUUGCCUGCCAGCAGACGUUCAAGAUGAAACGCAUCGUGAACAACCUGCUUCGCAAGGACUGCUACAUUCUUCGGAAAAUGGUGCAAGACGGGAAGACUGAUGAAGAGAUUCACACAAAGAAGUCAGCUAUGUUGGCCAAGAUUUACACAGUGUGUGGUAUAUGCAUUGGAGUGCCACCAGAGAACGUGGUGUGGGAAUACUAUGACAAGGAUAAGCAAUAUCACGCCAUUGGUCCAAUAACUCCGCUAGAAUUCUACAGGCAACACGUGCAGGAUAUCUACAAUAUCGAUGACAAGGUGUGUAUCGUUAAUGAUCCACGUCCGACCAACCCGUAUAACAAGAUGUACACAGUUGACUACUUGAACAACAUGGCUGGCAGCAACAUCGUGCUCUACAACAACCAGCCAAUUGAAGUUCUGCGAAAACUUGCCAUGGAGUCUAUCAAAAGCAAUGAGGCCGUAUGGUUUGGAUGUGAUGUAGGCAAGCACUUCUGCCGCAGCUCUGGCCUUCUCGAUACAAAUGCUCAUGACUUCAAGUUGCUGUUUGGUGCUGAUCCACUACUGCUUAGUAAAGCCGACCGGCUCAUCUAUGGCGAGAUGUUCAUGACUCAUGCAAUGACCUUCACUGGCGUUAAUUUGGAGGGAGAAAAGACACUGAAGUGGAGAGUAGAAAAUUCCUGGGGAGAUGACAUUGGAGAUAAAGGCUACCUCAUCAUGUCCGAUGACUGGUUCUCCGACUUUGUACUAGAGGUCGUCGUUGAUAAGAAGUUUGUUCCUACGGAGAUACUAGAGGUGAACAAAGAGAAACCUGUGGUGUUACCGGCGUGGGACCCCAUGGGCUCGCUCGCUCAGUAGCAGCAUGCAUGCAGCUUGCCUCGAUUGGACACAGCCGAGGAGGCAGCCUUAUGAAAUGAUGUGCUCGAAUGCUCAUCUCACGGUUCCGUUUCCAUACAAAGAUUUUGCGGCUUUUGUGGGCACCACGUACGUUGUGAAUCGUAUCACGCUUAAUCAUAAUUGCAGCUGAAGGCUCGAUCAAACCUAACUGACCUGAGAUCCUUGUAAAAACCUAAAUCUAUGACAGUAAUGUAAGUGUCUUUCGUUUAAUAAAUGUUCUCUGAUCCAUGUAACCUGAAUGAAAUGAAAAUUAAUUUAUGUCCGACAGUAUGGGUGCUUGAGUUCUUUAUCUGAUAUGCUUGUUUGAUAAUAAAGUGGUUCGCAUCGGCUAAUAAUGCAACACAAGUUA
Molecule: messenger RNA, 1922 nt
Organism: Priapulus caudatus
Lineage: Eukaryota; Metazoa; Priapulida; Priapulimorpha; Priapulimorphida; Priapulidae
Product: bleomycin hydrolase-like
Exons: 13
Coding region: 155-1534 (459 amino acids)
Biological process (GO): proteolysis; response to toxic substance; L-homocysteine catabolic process
Cellular component (GO): cytoplasm
Molecular function (GO): cysteine-type aminopeptidase activity
Source: RefSeq, a predicted model, not a curated record